Messenger RNA from Linum tenue, 1318 nucleotides. The record is from the annotation of a GenBank genome assembly. Lineage: Eukaryota; Viridiplantae; Streptophyta; Magnoliopsida; Malpighiales; Linaceae.
UGUCUGUCAAUUACAUCGAAGCAAAAAAGAAAGAAACAAAAAAAAUUGUUCGAACGUUGAAUGCGAAGGUAAUUUAGUCUCCGGCGGCGAUGGCGAUACGGCUCGACUGGCUGCUCGGAGUAGCGUGGGUUGCCGGAACUCUGCCGAUACUCCUCGCUUCACUGCCCUUCUCUCGACUGAACCCCAUCCACCAACUCUUGCUGGGUUUCGCUAAAAGGGGCAAAACCCUGAAGUCGUCUUCCAAGCAGAAGUGGACGGUUCCCCAGAGAUUUUUCCUGCACUUUUACUGGUUUGGUGUGGCGUGGACUAGUUUCUUGCUGGUGAUUACUUGGAACUACGCGUCCAAGACGGCUCCGUUGGUACCCGACCCGUUGGACUACUCGUCGGCGGCGGCUCACCUGACCGGGGGCGGCUCGCGAUUGUUCUCUUGGCACAAGUCCCAUUCGGGGACCGCAAAGCACAGGUACAAGGUCUGGGUGUCGGUGUUCUUGCUGUUGCUGAUGGAGACUCAUGUGUUGAGGCGGCUUUACGAGACCAUUUAUGUCCUCAACUACAGCCCCUCGGCUCGAAUGCACAUUCUGGGCUAUCUCACUGGUCUCUUUUUCUAUGCUGCGGCUCCGCUCUCGCUCUGCCACUUUUGUGCAUUCAAGGCUCUCAACUUCGCUGUUGAUGAAGUGGUGGUGGAGCUCAAUGCUAAAACCCAACAGGACCCAUCUUUUGCUGCAAUCGGCGGCGACAACACGGAUUGGAAGGGAUUUGUGAAGCCGAUGUUGAAGCUGGGAUGGUGUCAGUGGACUGGUGCUGCCCUUUUCGCCUGGGGAUGGGUUCAUCAGCUUCGCUGCCAUAAAAUCCUGGGAUCAUUGAGAAGGAGGGACAGAGAACAAAGGGAAGAGUAUGCGAUUCCUCGUGGGGAUUGGUUUGAAUUGGUGUCAAGCCCCCACUACACUGCUGAGAUGCUAAUCUACGCAGGGCUCUUGAUUGCGAGCGGGGCUACUGACUACAUCAUGUGGUUGCUUCUUCUGUUCGUGGUGGCUAAUCUUGGAUUUGCAGCAGCAGAGACGCAGAGGUGGUACUUGCACAAGUUUGAGGCUUACCCUCGCAAUAGGCGAGCUUUUCUUCCAUUUGUAUACUAGACUGUACCAUGAUGAUUUUUCUCUCUAGUCUCUUUUUCGUAGAUCGUACAUAUACACAGACGGGGUUUGUCCUGCCAGAUUCAGAGAUUGCAAAAGAAAAAUUCAUCUGUGUUUUUGUCAUAAAUGUGUUAAGCCUUCUCUGUAUACUGACUGUUGCCUUUUAUACAUCUGACCAAAUUACCACU